GCACAACUGUUUUUGAAGAACAGCAACAGCAAUUAGAAACCCAAAUGGCAGAAACCCAAACUCGCUUAAACGAAUUACAAGCUCGCUACAAUGCUAUUCCGGAAGAAAUUCGGCGUUCAAACAAAAGGAAAAAGAAAGGAGAAGCAGUGGAAAAGAUGCAAGAGCAAGUGAAGGCUCUAAAUACGGAACUGCAAGUACAAAAAGUCGAAAAAGUGAUUGAGCAAAUUCGCCAAGAAAAGACGGCUCAAAAAACUAAGGAAAUUAAGAACGAUCAAUCGCAAAAAACUUCCCCCUCGUUGACAACAAAAGAACCGGAAACAGAUUCGAUUAGUAAGGUUAAUAAUAUUGGAAAUACUAGCCGCAAUAGUUCCUCACAGGACAUUUUAAACUCAAUUCUUUUUG
Messenger RNA from Racocetra persica, 402 nucleotides. Lineage: Eukaryota; Fungi; Glomeromycota; Glomeromycetes; Diversisporales; Gigasporaceae. The record is from the annotation of a GenBank genome assembly.